AUGUCUUUCGAGCCCCAGCUACAGCAACAUAGGCAUUACAUGAGCAUCCGAGUCCAUAAUGAAGAUGAUAUUCAGAAGCUAUAUCCUCUUAUUCUAGACUACAUCAGGGAACCCAACCUCGCAUCAAGCGUAAAGGAAUUCGUUUUUUGCUGUCACCUCCGCUGGGAUGAUUCCUACUUGAUAGGAGCUGAUCAAUCGGAGGGCUUAGGGGGUGAAGAGAACGCCCGAGACAUAUCUCAAGAACAUGGAAUUUUGCAAGUCCUCACGGAUCUAGGUCUUGAGGAGCCAGUAAGGUCCGAAUGGGUCAGGGUCCUGACCUGGAUGAAGCCAGAGCUCAUUGCCGCCCGCGAGGAAACCCUGGGUGGCAAUCCUUUUCAUGAGAACGCGCGCUUCUAUUCGUAUCGCGACAGGCUCUUUGCCCACUACGCAUCCGCACUACUCCUCAUGCUCUGUCCCAAUAUCGAGAAAAUUGAAUACGAAGAGGGCAGCUGGAUCGUUGACGAUAUGCUUCGUCGUAAUAACUAUGGCUUGCUUCCCAAACUGCACUUGGAGAAGCUUCGCGAGGUUAUCCUUCUUCCUACCACCCAUUUUACUCUAGGGGACCCCAGAUAUUACAUAUAUCUCGAUAUUUUGCGAAUGCUCCAAUUGUUCCAUCGACUUCCCGCUAUAGAGAGUGUAACUACGGAUGGAGUAGGACAAAAUUAUAAUGGGGGUCCUCUGCGUCGUUUUCCACCCGCAACUUCAAAUGUGAAGAGGAUCCAUGUUGGUCACUCUAUGUACGGAGGAGAUGUCAUUUGGUCUCUCAUCAGAGCACCGAAACUUUUGGAGGAGAUUACCCUCACAACUGGUGGUCAUCUUACUACAGAUGGCGGGUUCUCGCCUGUAUCUGCAAAGACAAUUGGCCAGGCCUUGGCCAUACACAAGGCAUCAUUGCGCAAAGUCGAUAUUGACUUGGACCGCUGUCUCUUUGAAACCGGAUAUGAUGAGUGUGACGAGGAGGAAGAGGAAGAGGAACUAGAAACCGAAGACGAAUGGUUGAACCGGUAUCACGAUGCCCCCUUUCGGCUCGCCGAGGCGCUACCGAAAUCUCUGGAGUAUCUGACAAUCCGAGGAUACACCAGAGGAAGUGUGGUACAGUAUGACAGUCAAAUUGACGAGCUCUUGCUCACAAGAGAGGUUCGCUUGCCUUUGCUGAAAGAACUGCACGGUAUCAAUGAGACGAUUCCUAGUGCGGCACCAAUUCAGUAG
Xylaria bambusicola is the source of this 1248-nucleotide messenger RNA. RefSeq lists its product as uncharacterized. The record is from RefSeq and is a predicted model, not a curated record. Lineage: Eukaryota; Fungi; Ascomycota; Sordariomycetes; Xylariales; Xylariaceae. The transcript has 2 exons. The coding region runs from base 1 to 1248 and encodes 415 amino acids.